GCGGGCGGUGCGCCGGUGCUCCAGUGUGGGGAGUGUUUGGUUUGAACAGGAGACACAGAAAAGUUAGUCGCGGAUUCUUCUUCAUCUUCUUCUUCUUCUUCUUCCUCUUCUUCCUCCCUUGUGCUCUUCUCCUCCCUGGUGUGUGUGCGUGUGUGAAUCCGCUGCAGCAGCUUCAUCAUCAUCACCCGAACCUCAGCUCAGCAUCAUGGCAAACAAACCACAGCAGCAGCAGCCGCAACCUCCUCACCUGCACCUGGCCGAGGUCACCGCGUCCCAGUUCCUGGACAUCUGGAAACACUUCGACGCGGAUGGUAAUGGCUACAUCGAGGGGAAGGAGCUGGAGAACUUCUUCAGGGAGCUGGAGAUGGCCCGGAGAGGAGCAGGAGUGGACCCAUCAAACCCCAUAUUCAGAGAAAAGAUGAAGGAGUUCAUGCAGAAGUUUGACAAGAACAAAGAUGGACGAAUUGAGAUGUCAGAGCUGGCCCAGAUUCUCCCAACUGAAGAGAACUUCUUGCUGUGCUUCAGACAGUUUGUCAGCUCCAGUGCUGAGUUUAUGGCGGCAUGGAGGCGAUAUGACACAGAUCGCAGUGGCUACAUUGAAGCAAAUGAACUGAAGGGUUUUCUGUCAGACCUGCUGCAGAAGGCGAACAGACACUAUGAUGACCAGAAGCUGCAGGAGUAUACACAGACCAUACUCAGGAUGUUUGAUCUGAAUGGAGAUGGGAAGCUGGGCCUGUCAGAAAUGGCAAGGCUUCUGCCUGUUCAGGAGAAUUUCUUACUUAAGUUCCAGGGUGUCAAAUUGACCAGUGAGCAGUUUAAUGCCAUCUUCACAUACUAUGACAAGGAUGGAAAUGGCUACAUUGAUGAGCAGGAGCUAGACGCUCUGCUACGAGACCUUUACCAGAAAAACAAGAAGGAUGUGGACGUGAAGAACUUAACGGGCUACAAGCAGAGCAUCAUGAGCCUCUCUGAUGGCGGGAAGCUCUACCGUGGCGAGCUGGAGAUCGUCCUCUGCAGGGAGCCAAUCGUGUGACUCCCUUCUUCUCUCUUUCUCUCUCUCUUGUUUGCAUAUCAUCAUUUUCUCUGCCUGCCCCGCCCCAGCCCGCUCUCCUGAGAACACACCCACUUCCAGCUGCCUGGUAGUGUUUACCAGGUGCAUGUGCCGGACACUCCCCCCCUCUCUCCCUUACUUCCUCCCUCCCUCCCUUCUUCAUCGUCUCCCUGAACCCACCCUAAAGUGACAUCAUCAGAGUGAAUGAUAAGUUCACAUGCAGCGCGCAACAGCUCUUCUUUCUUUAAAACCCUCUGUUUUCUGCAGCCCAGUGUGAAACCUUUUGCUUUUUGGCUUCUCAGACUUGUCCUCGUGUGCUUUACAAGUUUCUGACCUCGUCCCCCGUCUCUGCCGCCCGUGCUGUGCCUGACCAAAAGCCCAAACCCUAUAUUCCACAGACAUCUCGAGUGGUUGCUAACCCCUGAACCUUGACCCCGGCUUUAUUCAUUGACCCCUCCAUCCCCACCCCACCUUGCUCUGUCCACUUUGCAUUAGAUAAAAUAUAUAAAUAUAAAUAUAGUCUUUAAAAACUGCAGACGGUUGAAUUCAUAGUCUGUGAUGGAACUGAUGUUGAUUUUUUUUUUUUCUCCAACUUAUAUUCAUCUCAGAACCCUCUUGAGUCCAUUAAUCCUCUCCUAUACGAUUGCCAUUAUAUGAUUUUCAUUUUCAAUGUUUGUUUUUGGCUGAUGGUGUCAAAUGGAAAUAUGAAUAAAAU
This is a messenger RNA of Solea senegalensis (Senegalese sole), 1766 nucleotides long. RefSeq names its product calbindin 2a (gene calb2a). Gene Ontology annotation, molecular function: calcium ion binding. Bases 206 to 1033 code for a protein of 275 amino acids. Gene Ontology annotation, cellular component: cytosol; nucleus; synapse. Gene Ontology annotation, biological process: regulation of presynaptic cytosolic calcium ion concentration; regulation of long-term synaptic potentiation. The record is from RefSeq and is a predicted model, not a curated record. NCBI's taxonomy places the organism in Eukaryota, Metazoa, Chordata, Actinopteri, Pleuronectiformes, Soleidae. The transcript is spliced from 11 exons.